GGUAAGGCGCUGCGUAACGCUGAGUUAUGAAUGAAUGACACCCUGCUUUGAUAGUGGGAGGCGUGUUUUACUCUCCCCACAUGCCAGAAACUAGCCUGGAUAGCUGGUCGUAUCUCCAGCGCCUCCUUCUAACCGGCUAGAGCCGUGCGUAAAAAUAAAUAAAAUAGAUCAAAAAUGCUGGCGAGCGCCGUGACGACCGCUCUGUUCCUGCUGUCGGGUUGGUGCUCCUCCGUGCCGGCCACGCGUGUCUCCUACUCCAACUUCUCCGUGGACAACGAGGUGCGCUCGAGCUUCAUCCAAAGGAGGUUGCGCAGCCAAGAGCGCAGGGAAAUUCAGCGGGAGAUCCUCUCCAUCCUGGGGCUGCCGCACCGGCCGCGGCCGCACGCUCACACCAAACACAACGCAGCUCCGAUGUUCAUGCUGGACCUGUACAACACCAUCUCCACGGAGGCAGAGGCGCGCAGAUACUCCCAGUACAGAGAGGUUUUACAGGGUCAGGCCUCAGCGGUGGUGAGUCCACUAGACAGCCGCUUCUUGGACGACGCAGACACGGUGAUGAGCUUUGUCAACCUCAUUGAUCUGGACCACGACCCUCUGCUCCAGCUGCACAGGCAUGUGUUUCGGUUUGAUAUCUCCCGUAUUCCGGAGGGCGAGGCCAUCACGGCGGCAGAGUUUAGAAUUUACAAGAAUUUCAUCCAGGAGCGCGCUGGGAAUGAAACCUUCAAAGUCAGUGUCUUCCAAGUCCUCCAGGAGCCCCCUGGCAGUGAAGCUGAGCUUUUGCUGCUGGACCAGCAAGAUGUUUGGGCUUCAGAUGAGGGAUGGCUUGUGUUUGAUCUCACAGCUACCAGUACCCUAUGGCAGCUCAGACCUGAACAGAACCUUGGACUGCACCUAGUUGUUGAGGACGGCCAUGGCCAGAAGAGGAACCCCCGAGGAGCUGGGCUGCUGACAGGGAGUGGGGCCAUUGACAAGCAGCCAUUUCUUGUUGUCUUUUUUAAAGUCAACGAGGUGCGAUUGCGCAGCACUCGCUCAGCAAAUGGACAAAAAGGAAGACAGUCCCACCGCUCCAAACAGCAGAAGGCUGUCCAAGAGGCACUGAAGGCAGCAGAGGCUGUAACAGAAACCCUUGGACUGUCGAAAGAGGCAUGUAAGAAACAUGAGCUGUAUGUCAGCUUCAGAGAUUUAGGAUGGCAGGACUGGAUUAUAGCACCAGAGGGCUACGCUGCUUAUUACUGUGAGGGGGAAUGUGCUUUUCCUCUCAACUCCGACAUGAAUGCCACCAAUCAUGCAAUCGUGCAAACUCUGGUGCACUUCAUCAACCCAGAGACAGUCCCCCAACCCUGCUGUGCCCCCACGCAGCUCCAUGGCAUCUCAGUGUUGUACUUCGACGACAGCUCCAACGUCAUCCUCAAGAAGUACCGCAACAUGGUGGUCAGAGCCUGUGGCUGCCAUUAAACAUUUUACCAACUUACAAAUGACUUUUGCAAGUCUGAAGAGAUGACUAAAGACAGAAGGAUGAGUCUCUGUUCGGCAAAAGCUUGUGCCACGGUACAAACUUAAUCUUGGACGAGUCAUUGUGACUAGGAGUCGCUACUGCAGACUGGAAGCUGCAAAGAGUUGUGAAGACUUUACAAGCACAAACUUAGAGGAAGUGUUCACAGUUUGCAUGGGGUUGCAUCUGAAGCAUCACAGACUGAAUUGCGAUUGUUAAAUAUCUUCUGGAAAACAAGAUUUUACUUAAAAACUUCAGCCAUAAUUGAGUGAAUCUGGGUUUACCAAGUCAGGAAUAAGAUAUGUGAGAGCUGGUGAAAGGAAGGUUUAUUCAGAUUAACACCCUCCAAAAAGGAGGCACAUAUUCCAAUUCUUGGCUAAUUCUCCAUUAGCUUUACAUUCACUGUGGCAUCUAUAUGUUUGUGCCAUGACACAACCUUUACGUUAUUCAACGUUGCCUUAAUUUGCACCACAAACUGGUAGAGGUGAUAGAAACAUCAAACUUCUGGUAAAUUCUUCAGCACAUUCCAAAGAUUCUUAGUUGGGUUGUGGUCUGACUUUAAGCUACUUGAACUUAAACCCAGUGAAUCCUUGCAGUAUUGGUGGUUUUCAAAAUGCAAAACAACUGUUUAAAUUUUCCAAUCCCUCGUGUUUUCUUCUUACCAUGUGGGUAGAGAUGCUAGUUUUACAAUUUAUCACAGUUAUUUUUUUAAAUAAUGACAACAUAUUUUUUUCCAGCCACAUUUCAUCCACAAGGAUUACAGUUCCUUAAUGAUAUUCCUAUUAACAAGAAAAGAAUAAAAUGUGUUGGAUGUUCCAACAGGCCAAUAAUUUGACCUAUCCUUUUUCCACCACCAAAGGAUAAAUGUUCUUACAUGAUUGUUUGUGAAUUGAGAAACUACUUACCACAUCAGCUAAAGAUCAACAGCUUGUAAUCCAUGCAGUAAUUAUCUAGCUGGAGGUAAUUACGUUUUUUCUUUGUUCAGUCCAGGUGGUGACAUUUCUUUGGACAAGCAAUGUAUAUUUUGAAAGGUUUCCGUAAUUCAUCUUCAUGGCACCCAUCACUUACAUGCAGCAAUUGCUUUGAGGUGUCAAACCAGAGCAGCAGAUCAGCUGUGUAUUUAUUUUGUCUCAUUAAAAAGGUCAAAUGGAAAAAACUGAUGCAGGUCUUGUUUUUAUCUGCAAUGACAUUUUUUUCCUUGGGUUUAUAGACCUUUAUAUUUCAGAAAUUGCACAUGAACAAAGUACUCAAAGCCAACUCUAAACCAUUAUUUCUAUUUACCUGAAAGUCUUUUUUAAUGUGAUCAUUAGUUUGCAAAACAUC
Molecule: messenger RNA, 2815 nt
Organism: Cyprinodon variegatus (sheepshead minnow)
Lineage: Eukaryota; Metazoa; Chordata; Actinopteri; Cyprinodontiformes; Cyprinodontidae
Product: bone morphogenetic protein 7-like
Exons: 7
Coding region: 175-1455 (426 amino acids)
Biological process (GO): SMAD protein signal transduction
Cellular component (GO): extracellular region
Molecular function (GO): growth factor activity; cytokine activity
Source: RefSeq, a predicted model, not a curated record